GAACAAAUUGGAUAUUUUUUGUUAAAAUCCAAAACCCAAGGCAGGGUAGAGCUUCAAUUCCAAAUUCCAAUUCCUCCAAUUCUUUUUCCCCGCCGGCGGAAGUUGCCACAUUUCUCCGGUUCAGCUCGAAAAUGGAGGGGAAAAGCAAGAUUCUGAUCAUCGGAGCGACAGGAAACCUAGGGUUCCAUUUGGCUCAAGCCAGCUGCAAUGCUUCCCACCCUACGUUUGCUCUGGUCAGAGAUUCUGCCUUCUCUACACCUCACAAACUGGACAAGCUCCGAACUCUCUCCGAUGCCGGAGUUACAUUCCUCAGGGGUUCUCUGGAAGACGAAGCUAGCCUUAAGGAAGCUGUUAAUCAAGUCGAUGCGAUCAUUUGUGCCGUUUCGUCUAGACAGGUUUUGGAUCAGAAGCUUCUGAUUCGAAUCAUUAAACAAACUGGAUGCGUCAAGAGGUUUAUUCCAUCGGAAUUUGGACUAGAUCCUGAUAAGGUUCAAAUAUCAAAAAUGGACUAUGACUUCUAUUCCAGGAAAGCUGAAAUUCGUCGGCUAGUUGAAGAAGGCAUUCCAUAUACCAUAAUUUCUUGUAAUUUUUUUACGAGCUAUUUACUUCCUUCACUUGUUCAACCAGGCAUGAAAAGUCCUCCAAGGGAUAAGGUGACAAUAUUUGGUGAUGGAAAUACCAAAGGUGUAUUUGUGAACAUCAGUGAUGUUGCUGCCUUAACAAUUAGGGCAGUAGAUGAUCCACGCACAUUGAACAAGAUUGUAUAUCUAAGGCCUGAAGGAAAUGUCUAUUCCUUGAAUGAAUUGGUAGAGAUUUGGGAGUGUAAAAUUGGGAAGACGCUUGAGAGGAUUUAUGUUUCAGAAGAAGAUCUGCUAAGGAUAAUUAAAGAGACUCCUUACCCUGACAACAUGGAGUUCAUUUUCAUAUAUUCUGCAUUCGUAAAGGGAGAUCAAACGUAUUUCGAUAUCGAGGCAUCAAAUGGCGUUGAUGGUUCAAAAUUGUUUCCACAACUCAAGCACACCACAAUUAGUGAAUUUCUGGACACCCUAUUGUAAUGAUUUUCAAAUUCUUAUUAAUUUUUUGUUCAUAUUGAUUGAUAGUGGUAACCAGUAACAAUAAGAUAGUAUUAUGCAUUCAUGCUCUUAUUUGAUAACUUUUAAUUUUUA
Molecule: messenger RNA, 1166 nt
Organism: Momordica charantia (bitter melon)
Lineage: Eukaryota; Viridiplantae; Streptophyta; Magnoliopsida; Cucurbitales; Cucurbitaceae
Product: NmrA-like negative transcriptional regulator family protein
Molecular function (GO): oxidoreductase activity
Source: RefSeq, a predicted model, not a curated record